Molecule: messenger RNA, 1133 nt
Organism: Pollicipes pollicipes
Lineage: Eukaryota; Metazoa; Arthropoda; Thecostraca; Pollicipedomorpha; Pollicipedidae
Product: failed axon connections homolog
Exons: 1
Coding region: 93-719 (208 amino acids)
Cellular component (GO): cytoplasm
Source: RefSeq, a predicted model, not a curated record
GCCACGACGUGGUCGUGCUGCACCAGUUCGCGCGCGCCGCCAUCUCGCCCAACUUGUCGCCGUUCGCGCUCAAGGUGGAGACGUUCCUGCGCAUGGCCGGCUUCCAGUACGUGGUGGACACGAGCAAGCCGCUCGGCCCCAAGGGCAAGUGCCCCUGGAUCACGGUCAACGGCGUCGACGUGACCGACUCGGAGCUGAUCAUAGAGCACCUGUUGACGCUGCGACCGCAUGCGCUGCCGGCGUACCGGGCGCUGACACCGCAGCAGCACGCGCUCGGCCGCGUCGUCCAGGUGGCGCUGGACGAGCACCUGGUCCUGGCCGUGGCUGCACACCGCUUCGUCGUCGACGGCAUGCGCCACCUGGUGCCGAUGAUGGCGCCGCGCUACCGGCGCCGCUACCGGCUGCUGCGGCCGCUGGCGGCGCUCUGGGCGACGGCCAGCUUCCGCAGCAUCGGCUGGGACCGCGACCGGGAGGAGCUGGUCGCGCUGAUGCACCGUGACCUGACCGCCCUCGCCGAUCUGCUCGGCGACAGGCCGUACCUGCUCGGCGACGAGGUGACGCCGUACGACGCGGCCGUGUUCGGUCAGCUGACGCAGCUGAUGACCGGCUGCGCGCCGGCGGUGGGCGGGCUGGUGUGCGAGUUCCCCAGCCUGGUGCGCUACUUUGAGCGGCUGCGAGCGCGCUUCUGGCCCGACUGGGCCCACUGCCUGUCGCCCUGAUCGGCGCUGCCCGGCUGCGGCUGCUAGGAGCGAACAGCGGGCGCUGCUGCGUGGCGAUGAUUUUUCGGCCGGCUCACGCUCUCGCGGCCGUCCGCCGUCCGCUUAGCAGGUUAUGAGUCGUGAGUGGAAUGCAUCCACAGCUGUAGAAAGCCUCAAAGAGGCCAGGCGCAGGGUAGUAGUAUGCAUCGGUGUAUAUGCGGAUGCAGUGUUGUAGCUUUGCUUUUCCAUAUCAACCAGGAACAACAAUCAAGUUGUCAAGUCUACGCAACAUUGCGCGAAAUAAACGGGCUGCUGACAAGUAUAUUGAAACUUAAGUUUCAUUCAAAUUUGCAGACAUCACGCAAUUACGUGAUGUCUGCAAAUCUGAAUGCACACUAUCAACAUGCGUUGAUCUCAAAUGAACUGUAUGAUGUU